This is a messenger RNA of Penicillium malachiteum, 2352 nucleotides long. RefSeq names its product Ras GTPase activating protein IRA2. The record is from RefSeq and is a predicted model, not a curated record. NCBI's taxonomy places the organism in Eukaryota, Fungi, Ascomycota, Eurotiomycetes, Eurotiales, Aspergillaceae. Gene Ontology annotation, cellular component: cell cortex. The coding region runs from base 1 to 2352 and encodes 783 amino acids. Gene Ontology annotation, molecular function: protein binding; GTPase activator activity. The transcript is spliced from 3 exons. Gene Ontology annotation, biological process: regulation of GTPase activity; regulation of actin cytoskeleton organization.
AUGUCCGUAGCGACGAUGCUUCAACCUGCAUCCAGAGUCUCUCGAGCCUCUUCUUCCUCCUCGUCCUCGUUUCAGCCCGUCGCACGACAGAACACAAUGUCGUCGCACGAUACUCGGUCGCUCCGCCAAUCCAAGCGGAUGUCGGUCACCGCGUUGUACCUGUCCAUGUCCGCCAAGGAUAGAGACUUGGAAAUUUCAGAUGACCUGGCGCGAGCCCAGAAACACCUUCGAGAACUCAAGUCCAAGAUCUCCUCACAGUCCAAGAAGAACUUCGUUCUAGAGAAGGAUGUACGCUACUUGGACUCUCGAAUUGCAUUGCUGAUUCAGAAUCGCAUGGCUUUGGAGGAGCAAAACGAAGUUGCCAGUCACUUAGACGAUACUGCCGACCCGCAAGAAGGAUUCUUUCCCAACGAUGAGCGUACCCAGAAAUACGGCAAUCUACUUUUCUUGUUGCAAUCGGAACCCCGCCACAUCGCCCACUUGUGUCGACUAGUCUCUAUGGCAGAGAUCGAUUCGCUCUUGCAAACGGUCAUGUUCACCAUCUAUGGUAACCAAUACGAAAGUCGUGAAGAGCACUUGUUGCUCACUAUGUUCCAAUCCGUCCUUACGUACCAAUUUGACAACACUCCCGAAUACUCCUCCCUCCUGCGACAAAACACCCCCGUGUCUCGGAUGAUGACAACCUAUACCCGUCGCGGCCCCGGUCAGAGCUACCUGAAACAAGUCCUUGCCGACCGAAUCAACUCUUUGAUUGAAUUGCGGGAUGUUGACUUGGAAAUCAACCCCCUGAAGGUGUACGAGAGCAUGGUGAAACAGAUCGAGGAGGAGACGGGCUCUCUGCCUGACUAUCUUGCUCGCUCCGUCACGGCAGAGGAUGCAGCCGCCAACGAACAAGUGCAGGCCAUCAUUGCGCCCCGCUUGAAGAUGUUGACAGAUAUUGCCAACGGGUUCCUGACGACCAUCAUUGAUUCGGUGGAUGAGGCGCCAUACGGAAUUCGCUGGAUUUGCAAGCAGAUUCGGAGCUUGUCUCGCCGCAAGUACCCUGAUGCCCAAGACCAGACGAUUUGUACUCUGAUCGGUGGAUUCUUUUUCCUGCGCUUCAUUAAUCCCGCAAUUGUCACUCCCCGCUCCUAUAUGCUGAUUGAUGCUACGCCCACCGAUAAGCCCCGACGCACCCUGACUCUGAUCGCGAAAAUGCUACAGAACUUGGCCAACAAGCCCUCAUACGCCAAGGAGCCCUAUAUGGCAAGCCUGCAGCCAUUCAUUGAGUCUAACAAGGAGCGUGUCAACAAGUUCCUACUCGACCUUUGUGAGGUUCAAGAUUUCUAUGAGAGUCUGGAAAUGGACAACUACGUUGCUCUCUCUAAACGGGACCUCGAGCUUCAAAUCACUUUGAACGAAAUGUAUGCCACCCAUGCGCUUCUGGACAAGCACAGCGCAGCUCUUACCCAGGAUCACAAUUCCCACCUUUCCCUCUUGCUGCAAGAAUUGGGAGUAUCCCCACCCCAGGUUCCGCGCAAGGAGAAUCGAACAAUCACGGUUCCCUUGUUCAGUCGAUGGGAAACCGCCCUGGAUGACCUGACGGCUGCGCUGGAUAUUACUCAGGAGGAAGUCUUCUUCAUGGAAGCCAAGUCUACAUUUGUCCAGAUCCUCCGAUCGCUCCCUCCCAACUCUUCAGUAGCUCGUCGACCUCUGCGGCUGGACCGCAUUGCCGAAGCUGCUGCCACUCUGAAGAAUGACGCAGUUAUGGUACGGAAGGGAAUCCGCACAAUGGAACUGCUGAGUCAGCUACAGGAUAUGGGAGUGAUCGAUCGAUCGGAUGAAUUCAGUCUUCUCCGAGACGAAGUGGAGCAAGAAUUGGUCCACCUUGGUUCCUUGAAGGAAAAAGUCCUGGAGGAAACCCGAAAACUGGAAGAGGUCUUUGCCACCAUCCGUGACCACAACGCAUACCUGGUAGGCCAGUUGGAAACCUACAAAUCUUAUCUCCACAACGUGCGUAGCCAAUCUGAGGGCAAGCAACGGAAGAAGGAGAAGCACCAGGAGCUGGGACCCUACAAGUUCACCCACCAGCAACUUGAGAAAGAAGGUGUUAUUCGGCGCAGUAAUGUGCCUGAGAACCGCCGAGCAAACAUCUACUUUAUGUUCAAGAGUCCUCUUCCUGGUACUUUCGUCAUCAGUCUGCACUAUAAGGGCCGAGCUCGUGGAUUGCUUGAGCUUGAUCUCAAGCUCGAUGAUCUUUUGGAAAUGCAGAAGGACAACCUGGAGGACCUUGAUCUGGAGUAUGUCCAGUUCAAUGUCACCAAGGUGCUUACUCUGUUGAACAAGCGAUUUGCACGCAAGAAGGGGUGGUAA